Penicillium coprophilum is the source of this 696-nucleotide messenger RNA. RefSeq lists its product as uncharacterized. Bases 1 to 696 code for a protein of 231 amino acids. Lineage: Eukaryota; Fungi; Ascomycota; Eurotiomycetes; Eurotiales; Aspergillaceae. The record is from RefSeq and is a predicted model, not a curated record. The transcript is spliced from 5 exons.
AUGGACGAUCUCCCACUUCCUGCUAUCAACAUAUGGACGUUCUUCGCUCUAGCCGCGCUAGACAUCGCAGUAAACGCGGCCGCUGGUCCAGCUGCAGUGGCGACCGCCGCGCAUGUAAAUGGGACUCCACUGACAGCGAGAGCAAUGCAAAUCGGUGCCCUCGCUGGAGUCACUAAAUCAGGGGUAUUAGCAUUCGUCGAAUUCGUGACUUAUGCGGGAUUGCCAACGCCCGCAUGGAUACUAUUGGCUCUGGUGGCAAGCGGAUUUGGAAUAUGUGUCUUAGUCACGGCGGAGGUUAGCAAUUUGGUCCUUGGAGAAACACCGAGCGCAUUGCUUAUUGCGGCUGUUGUCGCUGCUAUUCCCCUUGCAGGAGAGUGUAUUGGGAUCUAUCACUCCGCUGGUGGGCUAUAUGGUAGCAAACCUCAGACUCAACUUUGUGUCAUGGGGCUCGAUGCCUUGGGAGGCUACGUUUUUGCUCGUAUGGCACAUAACGGAGGCUACGACGUCUGCCCUUACAAAGUUGCUGCCGCCGCAGGGGCCGUCUAUGGUGUUAUCACUGGUUUCUUCCAUACUGUCCUUGGGUGUAUCGCCGGGUUUACCCAUUAUGAAAGCACAAAUGGAAAUUAUGAAAUGCGGAAUGUGUUUGGGACUUCGCGAGGGUAUAAUCCCAAUUGGAAUCAAAAUGCCUGGCCUUAA